AUGGAAUCCACCCGCGAGGUCCAGUUCCUCGCCCUCACUACGAAGCUCGCUACAGCAGCUCUGUUGCUUGGAUCCGCAGCAGCAGCACACCUCGCUCCACGUCAAGCUACCAGCAACGCCCCAGCAUGUCCGAAUCUAUCCAUCAGCGGUAGCGGCGGACGCAAAAUUGCCAUCGUCGUCGACACCUCCGGCUCCAACAGUUGGACUGAUCCAUCGAACCUCCGCGUUGUCGCAGCUAGAACCCUGAACGAUGCCCUCGUCAGCAAUGCUGAAGCCGCAGCUAGCGGCACGCAGGCGGACCAAGUUACAGUGGUUGACUUCGAUGGUUCCGCCGCAGUGAUCUACGAGCUUGGCGACCCUGCAGGGGCCAUCCCCUUCGAUCUUUUGGACUCCUCUGGUUCAACAUACAUUGCCUCCGGCGUCGAGGCGGCCAUUACUGAACUUACCAAGGGCCCGGAUCCCACAGCUGACCGCACGGGCAUUGUGGUUCUGACGGACGGUUCGGAUAGCUACACUGAGCAAUUGAUCAGCGCGAUAGAUAACGCGACUGCUAACGGAAUCCGCAUCUCUUUCGGCUUCCUUCCCGAACGCUCCAGUGCAGCUACAGACCCAGACGUCCAGGCGGCUAUACUCAGGACGGGUGGCCAGUAUGCCAUCUUCAGCUCCGCGGAGUCGCAGCAGAGUUUUGUCAAUCUUGUGCUUGCCAAUGGCUUGACCAAUGACUUGACUGCCUCUAACACAUCGUCAACGCUUGUCUCCGGCCUUUCCAUCACUGCGUUCGUAGCAGCCAGCGGCUCGAAUAAGUUCACGUACAAUGCUCAAGCUGGCGAAACACUGAACUACAACCUCACAAGCAUCACCGCUGGCACUUUAGACGCUACUCUCACGGACGCGAGCGGUGCUGAGCUCAAAACGGCGUCCACUGACACCAACACAACCUUUACCGUUGACGUUGCUAAUGCGGGCGAGCUGGUACUCAGCGUGACUGCCAGCAACACCUCCAGCGCCGCACUCCUUCAAGUCGGCGUCAGCUCGUCACUGGGCAUCUCCAAUUGUAUCCUCACUCCGGAUAAUACGACUGUUCCGGGCAAUACUACUGUGCCGGGCAACCGGACCAAUACUACGGUACCGUCUUCGACUGUGUCACGUCCGGCUCAGUAUACUGGUGCUGCUGUAGCUGUGACCGGUUCGCAGGGGUUUGCUACCACGGCUUUUGCGGUGGUGUCUUUUGCGUUUGUUGCUUUCCUCGUUUGA
Coniosporium apollinis CBS 100218 is the source of this 1254-nucleotide messenger RNA. RefSeq lists its product as uncharacterized. Bases 1 to 1254 code for a protein of 417 amino acids. The record is from RefSeq and is a predicted model, not a curated record. Lineage: Eukaryota; Fungi; Ascomycota; Dothideomycetes. The transcript has 4 exons.